Messenger RNA from Salvia miltiorrhiza (redroot sage), 892 nucleotides. RefSeq lists its product as uncharacterized. The coding region runs from base 93 to 707 and encodes 204 amino acids. Gene Ontology annotation, cellular component: nucleus. The record is from RefSeq and is a predicted model, not a curated record. Gene Ontology annotation, biological process: maturation of SSU-rRNA from tricistronic rRNA transcript (SSU-rRNA, 5.8S rRNA, LSU-rRNA). NCBI's taxonomy places the organism in Eukaryota, Viridiplantae, Streptophyta, Magnoliopsida, Lamiales, Lamiaceae. The transcript has 4 exons.
AUAUGAAAUGAGCCCAAACCCUUCUGUUCUUCUUCACUUGCGCACAAACGCCUCUCUCUCUCUCUCUCUCUCUCUCUCCAUCUCCUUCAGCGAUGAACCCCCACAGUAUGACGCCGGAGGCGGCGGCGCAAUUCGGCGAUGGAAUUCAUCUGGUGCUUUCUCGGUGGGCUGCACUGCGGAUGGCCAUCGAAAACGAGUGGGGCGGCCGCGACACUCUCCAGAAAUCGCAGCAGCUCCGCCACAAUCUCUUCAAUUUCCUAACUCAAUCAAAAGCUCAAGUAUAUAUUGAUGAUGUAGAGGAUAUACUUUUUGAAUUCAUGGACUCUCUCAAUACUGAGAUUGAGGAUGGCAGCGUUGAUGAGGUUUCAGAAAAGUUGAUGGUAAUGCGCGAAGAAUGUUUAGAAGGUAAAUUUGACUCGAUAAAGAAGCUGCGAGAAACAGAUGCUCCGAGUAUUUCUUAUACCAGACAGGCCAACAGCGAUGACGAGGAAGACAGUGAUGAAGAUGAUGCUGACAAUGCAACAAUGGAGAACAACUCGUCAGCGAUGGAAGUUGAUGCUCCACAUCCACAACCACAACGACAAUGCCAAUUGAGUCUCGGUCGAAAGGAUGCUGUGGCUGAUGAAACUAGUACGAAAGACGCUUCUGAAGUUGUAGACGGAUGGACUGUUGUUUCAUCGAGGCGUAGCAAAGGGAGGAAAAACUGAAGUGUGUAUUGCUUGCAUUGAGUCAGGCUUCGUAUAGGUAGGAAAAAUUAAGGAUCUAAAGAGAAGGUUUAAUCUUAUUUUGGAGGUAUUUUUCUUACAACAAUACUCCAGAUUCCUCUGAAUUUUGUUCAAGUGUUUGUUUGUACUUUAGAAGUAAGUAUUUAAUACCACUUCUUUACAUACUA